Vanessa atalanta (red admiral) is the source of this 1329-nucleotide messenger RNA. RefSeq lists its product as uncharacterized. NCBI's taxonomy places the organism in Eukaryota, Metazoa, Arthropoda, Insecta, Lepidoptera, Nymphalidae. The coding region runs from base 75 to 1049 and encodes 324 amino acids. The record is from RefSeq and is a predicted model, not a curated record. The transcript is spliced from 4 exons.
GAUAGACAUACAUGUGUUGACAGUGAGCAUAUAACUUAAAACUAUCACCGUUUUUGAAAGUGGUUAUAAAAAAUAUGAUGAAACAAGCAGAAGAUGAUCCUCGAAACAUAACAGAAUCUCCCAACGAAAGCGCUAUUCCAGUAGAAGCCACAGAUGUAUAUCAGCAUCAGCAACAGACGCAGCGAGAGUCGCAACAAAAUAUACAAACACGACAAACACGACCCUAUUCAAAUGCUGAACGCCAAAAGAGAUACAGGGAAAAGCGAAAAGCUGAUAAAAUGAAUGCAUGUAGUACAAUCAGUCAAUCUAGUGACGAUCAGCCGCAGCGAGAACAACCACAAGAUGGCGAUCACACAAAUAAACGUCGAUCACAAUCGAAUGCCGAACGUCAAAGGAAAUAUAGAAAGCUAUUGCGUGAAAAACGGCAGCAAAAACAUUCCUCUAGUGUCCAGCAAGAGAAAAAGGUCGACGAAGCUGAGCUUGCACGAAAACGACAUUUAAACAAACAACGACAAAGCAGGUUUAGAGCAAGGCAGAGAUUUCAAUGGCUUAGUACAUCUUCGCACCAAGCACAGGCUGAAAGGAAAUCGGAGCUUUCUACAAUGCCCGUGCCAACAUCAUCAGAAACGGAUUGCAACGAGUCGAGUAAUUCGGAACCGGUCGUCGUGAAGCCGAUCAUCCACAAUUCAUGGUUGGCAUUAAAUAUACCAUCAAAAGCACUGGACUUGGUGAAAAAAGAGCCGAAUGACGACAGCUCCAUCUCAACGCUGGACUCAACGUCGGACGAAAACUCAUCCUUUUUCCAAUUCUUUCGUGGAAUCCACAGCGAUUACCUAGAAUUGCCGGCAAGGAAACAAAGACUAUUUAAGCGAAAAUGUUUAAAUUACUUACACGAGCUGCUGGAUGAGGAAGAAAACGAUAAGACAAUGCCAGAAUAUACGCACCCAGUCAACGUGUUGAACCUGUCCAACGCAGGUCUUGACGACAGUGACGACGACGAAGACGUUAAACCCUUAGUGGUGGACGGAUGCAUCCUUCCCAAUAUCUGAUAAUGAUUUAAGGCAAUAUAUGGAUACGAUUCGACGGAUGUUUCUGAUGCUUACUUGUGUGAAACAUCCAUUAGCAUACAAGUUCCAAGAUACAUGUUAGUCAGUAAUUAAAUAUUAUAUUGUAUGUAUAGUACAUAAGUUUUGUGUUAUUUUUGUACCAGACACAGUUAUAAAUUGAUGUAUACUGCUUGCUAAACCUUCAAUUAUUACUUGACAAAUGAGGUUUACUAACUUAACUUUAAACCUGAAUUCUCGAACUUACUUUUAUAGUUAAAAUGUG